Molecule: messenger RNA, 1092 nt
Organism: Saccharomycopsis crataegensis
Lineage: Eukaryota; Fungi; Ascomycota; Saccharomycetes; Ascoideales; Saccharomycopsidaceae
Gene: BIM1
Product: microtubule-binding protein BIM1
Exons: 1
Coding region: 1-1092 (363 amino acids)
Biological process (GO): regulation of microtubule polymerization or depolymerization; spindle assembly; protein localization to microtubule
Cellular component (GO): spindle midzone; cytoplasmic microtubule; microtubule organizing center
Molecular function (GO): microtubule plus-end binding
Source: RefSeq, a predicted model, not a curated record
AUGUCGAUUAAUCUUGGGGAGUCCCGGUCAGAACUUCUUCACUGGCUUAACAAUUUUUUAGAUCUUAACUACACCAAAGUCGAACAAUGUGGGACCGGUGCUGCGUAUUGUCAAAUCCUUGAUUCGAUAUACGGUGACGUUCCAAUGAACAAGGUUAAAUUCACAGUGCAGUUCGAAUACGAGUAUCUUCAAAACUAUAAAGUUCUUCAAUCAGCCUUCGCCAAGCAUGGAAUAGCCAAAGUUGUUUUGGUGGAGAAGCUUAGCAAGUGCAAACUUCAGGAUAAUUUGGAAUUCUUGCAAUGGUUGAAGAGGUUCUGGGCAGAAAAUAAAGACGAAACACAUUAUGAUCCAAACUCUAGAAGAAAAGCUCUACCAAAGAGCACAAGCAACUCCAGAACUGGAAGCUCUUUGAAACAAUCCCGACCAGCAACAAGAACCACCAGUCUGGUAACUAAUAACAAACCAACGAUGGCUAAAAGAAACCUCCUGGGUAUAAGGAAUACCAACGCUAACCAUGCUGCUUCUGCUUCUGCUACCACUACAAACGCUAGUCCAGUAAAGCCUUCAUCAACAACCAGAACCCGUAUGUUUGGCGCACCAGCCACUUCUAAACAUAGUACAACAGCUACAAAUGGUGGCCCAAUAAGACCAAAGGCUGGCGUAUCGGCACAACAAAUGAAGUUACAGAAAGAAUUGGAGAAAGAAAUUGAGGAAUUGCGUCAGGAAUUGGCAGGAGUAACUGAGGAACUUGAUGAGUACAAGGUUGCUGCGGAAGGAUUGGAAACAGAACGUAAUUUUUAUUUCAACAAGUUGAGAGAUAUUGAGAUUUUAAGCCAGGCCACCACCGACGAUUUGUCAGAGCAAGCAGAACAACAGCAUCAACAGCAGUUGAAUGGAGAUUUGACUAACGACGUUCUCAAAAACAAUCAAAGCUUAAUUGAAUUCGUGGAAAAAGUGCAAGACAUUUUAUAUUCUACAGAAGAAGGGUUCCAGGUGCCUGAUCAAGUUGAUGAAGAAGGAGAAGAGUUCAUUGAGCAGGAAAAUGAUAUCCUUGGUGAAGAGGAACCACUUGGUGAUGAUGAAAGUUUCUAA